ACAAGAUAAAUAUGGCCGUGGAUGUGUACAGUUGUGGAAGGAGGGAAGUACGAACGGCCCCUCCACCACCCCAAAUCUUCUGAGUAGUUGCGCGGAGGGGCGAGAGGCGCGAGCGCCAUUCUGACUCUAUGGGUCAUGAAGGGAACUGUGAGUCAGACGGUGGAGUAGUUGACGCGCGAGAAUGCGUUAUUAACCUUGAUUCGAGGUUCAAUGGCCGCUGACUCGGUUGAAAUUGCAUGGGAGUUGGGUUGACAAGCACGUGGAGAAUAUUUAUUUCUGGGUUUGGGGUUUAUUCGAGUGGCUUGGGAUAAUUAUGAUGGAGAAUUUCUUCAAAAUAGAGAAGAUUGGGGAGGGGACUUAUGGAGUUGUUUACAAAGCCAGGGACAAAGUCACGGGCAAACUCGUGGCGUUGAAGAGGAUUCGACUGGAGACAGAGGCUGAAGGAGUUCCAUCCACAGCAAUACGAGAGAUAUCACUCUUGAAACAAUUGACACAUCCCAACAUCGUACAGCUCUUUGACGUUGUCAACGGAGAGAAGGACCUCUACCUUGUCUUCGAGUACCUACAGCAGGAUCUUAAGAAGUUCCUGGACUGUGCUAAAACCUGUACUGUCAAUCAAGAGCACUGGAAUUCUCUUGUCAAGAGUUAUCUCCAUCAGCUGCUGGACGCAAUAUCCUUCUGCCAUCUCCAUUUAAUUCUCCACAGAGACCUGAAACCCCAGAAUUUGCUCAUUGACUCUGAGGGACACAUAAAACUCGCUGAUUUUGGACUUGCCAGGGCAUUUGGGGUGCCCAUGAGAAUGUACACACACGAGGUCGUGACUCUCUGGUACAGAGCACCUGAGAUCCUCCUCGGGACUAAACUGUAUUCUUAUGCUGUUGACAUCUGGAGUCUUGGGUGCAUCUUCGCGGAGAUGGCCACCAAGAGAGCAUUAUUCCCUGGAGACUCUGAGAUCGAUCAGCUCUUCAGGAUCUUUAGGACACUUGGCACUCCAGACGAGGAGAUAUGGCCAGGUGUCUCUCAACUUCCUGACUACAAAUCAAUGUUCCCACAGUGGGACCCCAGGAAUCUUGACGAAGUUGUCCCGAAUUUUGAUAAUGAUGCCAAAGACCUUUUCUCGAAACUUUUGACAUACGACCCGAGUGAGCGAAUAUCAGCGAUGAAAGCCCUCAGCCAUCCCUACUUCAAUAAUGUCAAGCUAGUGCCCCCCAUACUGCCAAAGAAAGACUGAAACCCCUUCGAUUCACCAGUUCGUUAAGUAUUCAGUUCCACAUCAGAACCAUUUACCUUCUCUAUCAGUUACGAUUACCAAUGUUAAGAUUAUUUUUAUACCAAAAGUUAGGAAUGCGAAAUAGUGAAAUUAUAUCUGUGAACCAAUCCUCGA
Messenger RNA from Diachasma alloeum, 1384 nucleotides. RefSeq names its product cyclin-dependent kinase 2 (gene Cdk2). Gene Ontology annotation, cellular component: cytoplasm; cyclin-dependent protein kinase holoenzyme complex; nucleus. Gene Ontology annotation, biological process: signal transduction; regulation of gene expression; protein phosphorylation. Lineage: Eukaryota; Metazoa; Arthropoda; Insecta; Hymenoptera; Braconidae. The record is from RefSeq and is a predicted model, not a curated record. The coding region runs from base 314 to 1231 and encodes 305 amino acids. The transcript has 5 exons. Gene Ontology annotation, molecular function: cyclin binding; ATP binding; cyclin-dependent protein serine/threonine kinase activity.